GUCAAUUCGCUUCUGCGAAACACUUCACGGCUUGACUUUCCGCUGACAGCAACUACACCAGACCAACAGCCGCCACCAGGCAAUCCGCCCGUCUCUAAAUGCGCAUCCAACAUCAAUCCUGAUUCCUCUAGAUGCAGGAAACCCCACAAGAUCUGCAUUCUAAGAGCUCGGCACUCCGAGCCGCGCCCCAUUCGGUUGCACUACCUCGUUCAUUCUGAGGGCCGCAUUGUUACAGCUGGAUUGCAGCGCGGUUGGUAAGAACAUGGAAUUGCAUCUGAUGUCCCCGUUCUAGUCAGGGUUUUUUCGUCUGGUCUUCUUUAAACCCGCUGAACCGCACAACGCUUGGUGUUUGAAUGACUCCUUGUGUGAAACGAAGGCGUUACGGAAUACGGACUGUAUGGUUUAUCCUUUCCUCUCUCAGUAUCGUUGGACCAACCAACACUUCAGGAGAGCUUCGUUUCUGCCUUCCCUUGAGUUCUAUUCCGCUUUCUAUUUCUGUCUUUUGAAUUUAACCCCACUAAGUUGCCGAAUAGUAUUUGGUACUUUGGGUCUGCUAUUCUUCUUCUUCUCUUGUAUCUUCAUCCUCUUGGAUAUUCUUGAGUUGGUGAUACCUUCAUAAUUCAUUUCGAUUCGAACAUAGCAGCUGGUCCUGUCUCUCUGAGAGAGCUCUACUCUGUUAAUUGGCUGUUUCUGCUUUGCUGUAUUGGAACCAUUGGAGUAUUCAAAAUUACUGGUAGCUUGUAUUUGUCUUUGAAUUCCCUUCCCAGAAUACCCUUCAACAUGGGUCUCCGAAUAGUUCAAGUAUGUGGACUCUGGUUCUGGGUCGCAUUCGCCUUCUUCAUCAUAGUCGUAAUGCACCAAUCCCAAACUCUAAUCCACAUCCCCUCAUCGCCCUCCUCACCAGCCUCGCCAUCAGCUUCCUCCCAUGGCCUCACAACCCUCCAACGAAUGGCCCGUUCCGAAACCGCCUGGCGCUCAUCCGUUACUCUCCGCCACCAAAUGGCCCUCGCCCACCCUCAAAACCCAGCAAUCCCUCUCUUCCCAGCCCAGAAGAUGUCGGACUUCAGCAAAACACCCUACACCCUCUGGGACUUCUUCCCAGCGACAUACACCUGCCCUCACGAUAUCCAGCGAGUGGGUCGGCUAGGUGAUGGAGGCAAAUGGGUCUGCGGCAUGUCAUUGUACGAAGCCAAACCGGCGGUAGCAGUCUCGAAUCCGCAUCAACCCAGACGCCCCUCGACGAUUAUUUACAGUUUCGGCGUCAACGACGAGAGUACGUUCGAAGCAGAAAUGCUCGCACGUAUUCCAAGCGCUCAGAUCUUUGCCUACGAUUUCAGCGUUGACAGGAUAGGAAGUCAGAUUCCUCCCGCCCAUUCAGCGCGUGUGCAUUUCUCGAAAGUGGGUCUAGGUGGAAAGGACGAGUUCGACAAGAUGCCGCAGUUCUUCACGCUGCAGACGCUGAUGGAUAUGAAUAAGCAUACGUACAUUGAUAUUCUGAAGAUUGAUAUCGAGGGUGGGGAGUAUACGGCGCUGGAUGCGUUUAUGGAUGCUUGUGAUCGCACAGGGGGCAAUAUGCCUGUUGGACAGGUCAUGAUUGAGUUGCAUUUGGUGGAUGAUCAGCAUGUCAACUUUGAGAGAUUUACGAAGUGGUGGGAGAGACUGGAGGGCUUUGGUAUGCGUCCCACGUGGUUGGAGAUCAAUCUUCUGGCCGUGACGCUAGGGAAUGGAAAGACGGACCCAAGGUGUGUGGAGUAUGUGUGGGUCAACGCGAAAGAUGAGAAGAGUAUUUUGUUGCAAGAGUAAAGGCCACAUUUGGCUCUGCUUGUUCUCGGUCGUCAGAUAGUUCUCGUUCUCGGAUACACAUAUUGCAUGAAUUGCAUAGGAAAGGCGUUGGGGCGUUCUGGAUAGCGGCGCUGU
Molecule: messenger RNA, 1917 nt
Organism: Cadophora gregata
Lineage: Eukaryota; Fungi; Ascomycota; Leotiomycetes; Helotiales; Ploettnerulaceae
Exons: 2
Coding region: 781-1803 (340 amino acids)
Source: RefSeq, a predicted model, not a curated record